CCACCAUUUCCCUCCCCUCACAACGCGCCAUAAAAACCAACAAAAAACCAAAAAACCAAACGCCAAAAAAAACGCAAGAGAACAUCCCGCAUCAUCGCCAACCUCCCCUAACCGGAGCCGCCGCAACCGGUCCUCCAUCCCCCCAAACCCACCAUGACCAAAACCCAUAAAUCCUCCUCCUCCACCACCACCACCACAACCACAACCACCUCCACCUCCACCUCCACCUCCGCCUGCGCCGCCUGCAAAUACCAGCGCCGCCGCUGCACCUCCGACUGCAUCCUCGCCCCCCAUUUCCCCGCCAACAAUCCUCUCCAAUUCCGCAACGUCCACCGCCUCUUCGGCGUCUCGAACAUCCUCAAAAUCCUCAAGAGAGUCGCUCCUCAGCUCCACAAAGAAACCAUGACUUCCAUCAUCAUGCAGUCCAAUAUCCGGGCGCAGGAUCCCGUCGGCGGUUGCUAUCGUUUUAUACUCGAUCUUAAGUUUCAGAUCGAUCGUCUCUCCGCGGAGCUUCAGUUCGUUCUCAACCAGCUCGCCUUCUAUCGUCCGCAGUUUGAUGCUACGGCCAAUGUGGCCAGUUCUGGUGACGCCAACUACACUCAAGCAGUCACCGCCGUUGAUGCCUAUGGAAAUAUGACAAUCAUGCAGCAACAACCGCAACAACAACUACAACAACAAUAUUGCAACUCUUUCUCAUACGACUUCCAAGAAAAACAAGACUCUAAUCAUGGUGUGAUUGCUCCUGAUAACAAUAACAACAAUCUAAGCAGUGGAAUUGGGUUUGAUGUGAACAUGGAUAAUCUUGGGAAUUCAUCCUUGGAGAUGGAAAUGAUGGGCUCAUGCCAAAAUUGUGUGCAAGAAGAUGCAAUGAAACCCUUUGCUGAAAUAUUUGAUAUGGAGAAUACAUUUGAAUAUGGUGAGAACUCCAAGGAUCUCACAGUUGCUUCAUCUUUCGUGGCACUACAUGCCAGCCCUAACAAUGUACUGAGAGAUGAUGGAAGUCCUAACGAACAAAUGCAAGAACAUGAAUUGAAGGUUGCCACCGCAUUGUUCCAUUAAAAAUUAUGAUACCUCCGUUGUCUAAUUGUUAAUAAUCCAUGAUUACUUUGUCUUCAUUCCAUGA
Messenger RNA from Phalaenopsis equestris, 1123 nucleotides. Its product is annotated as LOB domain-containing protein 7-like. NCBI's taxonomy places the organism in Eukaryota, Viridiplantae, Streptophyta, Magnoliopsida, Asparagales, Orchidaceae. The record is from RefSeq and is a predicted model, not a curated record. Bases 154 to 1059 code for a protein of 301 amino acids. The transcript has 3 exons.